Molecule: messenger RNA, 933 nt
Organism: Canis lupus familiaris (dog)
Lineage: Eukaryota; Metazoa; Chordata; Mammalia; Carnivora; Canidae
Gene: OR7A56
Product: olfactory receptor family 7 subfamily A member 56
Biological process (GO): G protein-coupled receptor signaling pathway
Cellular component (GO): membrane
Molecular function (GO): olfactory receptor activity; G protein-coupled receptor activity
Source: RefSeq, marked inferred
AUGGAACCAGGAAAUGAUACACGAAUUUCAGAGUUUCUUCUUCUGGGAUUAACAGAGGAACCAGAAUUGCAAACCCUCAUAUUUGGGCUUUUCCUCACCAUGUACCUGAUCACUGUGUUUGGAAAUCUACUCAUCAUCCUGGCCAUUGGCUCUGACUCCCACCUCCACACCCCCAUGUACUUCUUUCUUGACAACCUGUCCUUUGUAGACAUCUGUUUCACCUCCACCACCAUCCCCAAGAUGCUGCUGAAUAUCCAGACUCAGAGCAAAGUGAUCACUUAUGAAGGCUGCAUCUCACAGAUUUAUUUUCUCAUACUCUUUGCCGUGUCAGACAUCUUUCUUCUGAGUGUGAUGGCCUAUGACCGGUAUGUGGCCAUCUGCCACCCCCUACACUACAUGGUCAUCAUGAACCCUCAUCUCUGUAAACUGCUAGUUCUGGUGUCCUGGAUCAUGUCUAUCCUGAAUUCCUUGUUACAUAGUUUAAUGAUGUUGCGGCUGUCCUUCUGUACACACUUCCAAAUCCCCCACUUUUUUUGUGAACUCAACCAGAUGAUCCAACUUGCCUGUUCUGACACCUUUCUUAAUAACUUGGUGAUGUAUUUUGCAGCUGUCCUGCUGGCUGGUGGUCCUUUCGCUGGGAUCCUUUACUCUUACUCUAAGAUUGUUUCCUCCAUACACAGAAUCUCAUCAUCUCAGGGCAAGUAUAAAGCAUUUUCUACCUGUGCAUCUCACCUCUCAGUUGUCUCCUUAUUUUAUUGUACGAUGCUUGGUGUGUACCUUAGCUCUGCUGCUACCCAGAGCUCCCACACAAGUGCAGUGGUCUCUGUAAUGUACACUUUGGUUGCACCCAUGCUGAACCCCUUCAUCUACAGCCUGAGGAACAAAGACAUAAAGAGGGCUCUGAAAAGAAUCAUUGGGGUUCCAGAGAUGUAA